AUGGACUUCAUUGUUGGAUUACCUCGCUUCUCUCAAGGAAAUUUGAAGACUUACUUGGCUGAAUUUGUGUACAACAACAAUUAUCAUUCGAGUAUCUGUAUGGCUCCUUAUGAAGCUUUGUAUUGUAGGAAAUGCCGUUCUCUGAUCUGUUGGGCCGAAGUAGGUGAUAGACCUUUGUUGGGAUCGAAACUUGUACAAGAAAUGACUAAAAAUGUAAAAUUGAUUCAACAAAGAUUGAAAACUGCACAAAGUCGCCAAAAAAGUUAUGUGGAUGUCCAAAGAAGAGACAGAGAAUAUGAAGUUGGGGAUCAUGUGUUUAUCAAAGUAACUCUGAUGGAAGGGCAAACACGAUUUAGAGUGAAAGGAAAGUUGGCUCUGAGAUAUAUUGGUCCGUAUGAGAUUCUAGAGAAAAUCAAUUCAGUAACAUACCGAGUGGUCUGGCCUCCGAUCGUAGAGCAAAUGCAUAAUGCCUUUCAUAUUUCAAUGCUCCAGGAUUACUUGAGAGAUCCUUUACACAUGACUGAGCCAACACAUGUGUUAUUGAAAGAUGAUUUUACUUAUGAAGAACGACCAAUUCAGAUUGUCAAUCGAAGGAUCAAAAGGCUAAGAAACAAAGAUAUUCCAUUGGUGAAAGUUGAUUGGCAAAACCACGGAGAAACAUAUGCAACUUAG
Molecule: messenger RNA, 672 nt
Organism: Camellia sinensis
Lineage: Eukaryota; Viridiplantae; Streptophyta; Magnoliopsida; Ericales; Theaceae
Source: RefSeq, a predicted model, not a curated record